Messenger RNA from Cladocopium goreaui, 726 nucleotides. NCBI's taxonomy places the organism in Eukaryota, Dinophyceae, Suessiales, Symbiodiniaceae. The record is from the annotation of a GenBank genome assembly.
AUGUGUACGUCAGCUGGCUUCGUUGAACUCUUGUCUUUUGCUCAAGCUGAACUGAAACGGCAGGGAGUGUCAUUUUUGGCAGGGAUUGCCUGUCAGUUUCUGACGGUCGACGUUGUGGCAGUGAUUGCCACCAGAAUGGCGCCCCUUUGCCAAAUGAUAGAGAGACUUCAGUCCAGGGUGAAGGCGAAACAGGAGGGUGAUGUGAAGAAAGAGGAUGGGCCUCUUACUCCGUCCCCUUCCAAGAAGUUAGCGACAGACAUGGAGAAAAAGCUGAAGAAUGAGAUGUUGCAGCAUGUCAUGAGCUUCACCGAUGGCAACCUUGAUUGCGAACACCCUGCGCAAGCUGUCUUGGAUGCCCUAUGUGGAGACAAUGCAGGCACCUAUGGGCAGCAGCUGGAAGACUUCUUCGAGUCUUAUGCUGACAUGCGUGGACUGAAGAGCAAGAUGUUCAAGCCAUUGAAAGCUUGUGUGCAUGACUUAGUUUCCCCCAUGCAAAGACAUGCCAUUGAUGCCGCUAGCUGCGAUGACACUUUGAAGCUGCCCUUGACUGCACUGAAGUUCGCUGUGCCGGAAGAUGGUUUCCCCUCAAUCGAGGAUUGGACACACACCUUCACCAGCAUUCUCUUGGGCGGGCUGGAUUUGCAGCGAGAACCACUGGAUGUUUCAAUUCCAGACUUCAAGCCUGACGGUGCUUCAGCUGCAAACAUGGCCUCUCUUUUGAUUUGA